GACUCCCUGCCUGUACCCAGUGAGGCAGCGCUGCACUGGAUUCUCACUGGACCCUCUCUGUGAGACCGCCCUCCCCUGUCACUGGGUGUGUGAGUGGAGCAGUUGGAGACAGGAGAUAUUUGCACAAAGCUCUCACAGUGCGGGUGGGGCUGAAGCAGCAGCAACAGUCGCUCUGGAUAUCGCUGUUGACGGUGACUAUCAGCAAAGUCUAUCUCACUGAUCGAUUUGUUCCAACAAGUACCCACUGCAGAGAUAAAAUGGCUUCACUUUCUCACUCCAAAUCCUUCAACCAGGAAGAACUAAAGCAGCUUCAGGCUGCUUUUCAAACAGGAGGAGUUGAAGGUGUCACACCCCUGAUCCAGAAGAAGUUAAAGGACCUGGAGUCUGUAGAGCUUAACAUUGCAGUAACAGGGGUAGCAGGAGCAGGGAAAUCCAGCUUUAUCAACAGUAUGAGAAGUCUUCAGAGAAAUGAUGAGGGAGCAGCUCCAACUGGUAACGUCGAAACCACACUGGAGGAAACCGGAUAUUUACAUCCCGAUCUGAAAGGUGUUUAUUUCUGGGAUUUGCCUGGAAUUGGAACUUCAACGUUCAAAGCCAAACAAUAUCUGAAGAAGAUAAAGUUUAAAAGAUAUGAUUUCUUCAUCAUUAUCUCACACACGAGAUUCACUGAGAAUGAUACGUUGCUCGCCAAGGAGAUUAAACGUCUGGGCAAGAACUUCUACUUUGUUCGAUCAAAAGUUGACAAUGAUCUAAAUGGGCUUGGAGAGGAGGGUAUUGAUUAUAACAAAGAAGCAGAGCUGGAAAAGAUCAGGAAGGAUUGUGUCAGUAACUUGGAAAAGGCAGGGAUUCAAUUCCCAUCUGUUUUUCUCAUCUCAAGCCUCAAACUGGAUCAGUUUGAUUUUCUUAUAUUAAGGGAAACUCUUGCAAAUGAUCUCCCAGAUAUAAAGAAAGAUGUUUUCAUCCUGUCAUUCCCAAACACAACUGUGGAAAUUGUGGAGCAGAAAAGGGAGAUUUUAAAGAAAAGAGUCUGGAUGAUGGCUGUAGCUUCAGCAGCUGUUGGAGCUGUGCCAGUUCCAGGGUUGUCCUUUGCUUGUGAUAUCGCUCUGUUAGUUGCAGGAAUAAUAUAUUUCCGUCACUGCCUGGGUCUGGAAGAUGCCUCUCUUGGAAGAUUGGCCAGGAGAGUUGGUAAACUUGUAGAGGAUCUGAAAGCUGUAAUAAAAACCCCCCUCUUGGGUGAGAUAAACAUUGAUCUAGUUACUAGGUCAAUGCUCGGAACUGGUGCCAUUGCCAUCUCCGCACUAGAGCUGGCCCUCGAUUUUGUACCAGUUGUGGGUUCUCUCUUUGGAGCAUCAUCAUCAUUUAUUAUGACCUACAAGCUGCUGAAUGCUGCACUUGAUGAUCUUGUGAAGAAUGCAAAAAGUGUGGUGAAGGUCGCAUUUGAUACUAAUUAGGCUCCUCGUCUCCACCACCAACCACCUGCUCUGCCCACCCACACGUGCUCCCUCCAUCCUCACCCCCAUCUCCAAAUGUGAGCAGAUGACUGACUUCCUCAGGUCUGUACAGAUGUUCACUUCAUAUCAGAGACACAGUGUGGAACCUCAGUGUCUUGUUAGACCCCCAACUGUUUUUCAAACUUUACAUCUUGGCGCUCACUCUCUCGGCUUUCCCUCACCUGCACAUUCCUCUCCUCCACCUCUCCUGCUCACCCCACUCUCCAGCACCUCCCUACACAACGGCAGACCAUCCAGAUUUCAACAGCCCAGGUCUUCUCCUGGACCAGACUCCUCUAGCCUAUCACAUUCCUCCUCACUCUACAUCAGUGUUUCUCCACAAUCCAUCAGAUCUGUGUCAGGUCUCUCUCUGCCCACUGUCAUUGGCUGAGCUCUCAUCUACUCUGUCUGUAUUCUCUGCAACUCAAAUCCCAAGUCUCUCCACCUCAGAGGCCUCCACUUUUGCAUCUUGCAGUAAGACCUACCUUAUCAACCGAACUAUCCUUCUUCUCUCCACCAAGCUCUUCCCCACACAGGCCCAAGUUGUCUAGUCAGAAGCACUUCCAGACAUCCGCCCAAUAUAAACGGUGAAAAUUAAGUAUAAAUUUGUUGGUAAUCAAAAAUGAGAUUUUCCAUGGUUUCAUGCUGUUUCUUAUGAAGGAUUCCUGUAGCAAUGGUUAGAGCAUUCGCCUCGCAAGGGAGAGAGCUGGGUUUCAUUCCCAG
Messenger RNA from Callorhinchus milii (elephant shark), 2213 nucleotides. RefSeq names its product interferon-inducible GTPase 5-like. The transcript is spliced from 2 exons. Gene Ontology annotation, molecular function: GTPase activity; GTP binding. The record is from RefSeq and is a predicted model, not a curated record. Lineage: Eukaryota; Metazoa; Chordata; Chondrichthyes; Chimaeriformes; Callorhinchidae. Bases 258 to 1451 code for a protein of 397 amino acids. Gene Ontology annotation, cellular component: membrane.